Messenger RNA from Saccoglossus kowalevskii, 489 nucleotides. RefSeq lists its product as uncharacterized. NCBI's taxonomy places the organism in Eukaryota, Metazoa, Hemichordata, Enteropneusta, Harrimaniidae. The record is from RefSeq and is a predicted model, not a curated record.
AUGGCUUUAAAAUCAUUUUCUGGAAUGUUUGGAAGAACCCAUGCUGCUGUUAUUGGUAUGAUACAUGUUGGAGCCUUACCAGGAACACCACGAAAUAAACAGAAGAUUUCUGAAAUAACAGAAGCUGCUUGCAAAGAAGCUGAAAUAUACAAAGAAGCAGGCGUGGAUGGUAUUAUAGUAGAGAAUAUGCAUGACAUUCCUUACAUGCAUACUGACAGUGUGGGACAUGAAAUUACUGCAUCUAUGAGUGUCAUCUGUUCACAUAUAAAGGGGAUAUGCCCUAACAUUCCUUGUGGAGUACAGAUACUGGCUGGUGCAAACAAACAAGCAUUGUCUGUGGCUCAGGCAGCAGAUUUAAACUGCCAGGUUUCAUUGAGUCCACAGGCGUCUUCACCUUUCAUAGCCGUAAUCAAUAGUCGCAAUCCAAAUAUACAGUCAGUUGUCAUGGAAACAGUCAUGGAUAAUCAGCAAGCGAAGUUUUAUCAAUGA